AUGCCUGUGCGCGGACGCGGACUACAAGGCUGCCUUUUCCAGCUGCGUGACGGCAAAUUGCACGAUGGAAGACGGACUGCGUAUGUCAUAUCUUUACAAGAAGAAUCUGAGGAUAUCGGAUCUAACGACAGCAAAGUCGCAAAGUACGUGGAGUCUCGCCAAUGUGGCCUUCCUAUUAUCCAGCGCUAUCCUGAAGCCGACGCCGGCACCAUUAUCCCGUUUUCUAUUUCGACCAUCCUUUUCGUCGUUCGAAUGACAGCCAAAACAAUGCGCUUGGGGGGAGGGUGGGGUGCGGACGACUAUACUAUCAUUGGAGCAUACUGCCUGGCAGUUGUUGGCUUUUCCGUCAAUAUCUCAACACUCACUCUUUCGCAGCAUUUCUACGCUUUUGUUCUCGUAUACAAAGCAUUAAUAUCCCUCGCCAAGAUCUCCGUCUGCCUCUUUCUUCUACGGAUCUUCCAGUCCACUGUCUUCCGCUGCACUGCAUACACUAUGAUUGGAAUCAAUUCUGCGAUUGCCAUCAGUUGGAUGCUGGUCGAUAGCUUCCACUGUAUUCCGGUCCACCUCGCCUGGACACAAUGGCAGGGCGUGGAACAGGGGAAAUGUGUUAAUUUCACCGCGGCCACUUUCGCGAACGGUUUCGUCAACAUUAUUGUCGAUGCUGUCAUGGUCGUGAUGCCCGUCUACGAAAUUUCCAAGUUGAAUCUCUCUCGGCAGAAGAAGAUGGGUGUGGCGCUUAUGUUUGCGUCAGGGUUGAUUUUAACAAUGAUUGGAGUGGUCCGGGUCAUUGUCUUUUCAAAGAAUAGCUCGAACCAAAACCCGACAUACGAGAUGGAGGCCCUCAACCGUUGGUCGGUGAUCGAAUGCCAGGUCGCGAUUAUCUGUGCUUGUCUCCCAGCCACUCGCGCUAUGCUGGUCCGCUUUUGCCCCGGCCUUCUAGGAGUGUCGACCGGGCAAGCCUCCAGUGGGCAGCCGUACCAGAAGAAGACGCCUACUGGAGCCGAACUGAGGCUGGGUCAUCUUACGAACAAGAGCGGUAUCUCGAAGACGGUAUCGUACUCUAUUGACUAUGGGCAUAAAAUGCAGCGAGCGUCGAAUGGAUUUACGCGGCUGGACGAGGUAGAGCCCAACACAGUCUAG
Messenger RNA from Aspergillus terreus NIH2624, 1140 nucleotides. RefSeq lists its product as uncharacterized. The record is from RefSeq and is a predicted model, not a curated record. The coding region runs from base 1 to 1140 and encodes 379 amino acids. The transcript has 5 exons. Lineage: Eukaryota; Fungi; Ascomycota; Eurotiomycetes; Eurotiales; Aspergillaceae.